AUGACGUCUGCCCAUGAAGGGCCUGGAGCUGGAGCAAUAUCUGCUCGUGCGCGUGACCUGCACCGCAAACUACUGGAUCGAGUGCUUCUCCGCAGUGAUACACAGAAUGUAAAGGACGUGUUCCGGCGUUAUGAUCGAGAACGAGCAGGUGUAUUAACGCUGCAACAAUUCAGGGCUCUUGUCCGUGACCACGACUUUCUAGACACUGAUGCAGAGUUACUACUGCGUCAUAUGGGAGCCAAAGACCAGAGCGUGUCGUUCCACGCCUUCAUGGGCGAUGUACAGCUCGGAACUGAGCAGAAUUAUCCGCCUAAGAACGCCAACACCAGCAAUUCUCCCAAGAAAACACAGCAGCUUUCACAGCUGCCUGAACAGAAGAAGAACGCGCAGCCUCAGAUCAAGAGUAAAGCAAAAGGAACAACGAGUAAAGGCGGUAAGCCGGUAGUUGAAGUGGUACAGGACCCAAUGGAAGCCAUCCGCACUAAACUGCGCCAACGAGUUAUGGGUCAUAGUAAAUCUAUCCGUGAAGUAUUCAUGGAGUAUGACGCUGAUGGUAGCGGAUUCCUCGACUACGAAGAGUUCGGGCGCUUCAUGGCCAAGUACGAGUUCGAAUCUGAGGAAACGCAGAUUAUUGUCGACUAUCUAGACCGAGAUCACUCUGGAACGAUUGACUACGACGAAUUUGCGGCAGGAUUACUAUUCUAUCGGCCCCCUGUGCCCGCUCCAGUUGCCCCUGGACACGCUCAAGCACCUUCACCGCCGAAAGCUGCUGAUAAAGUUACUGCGCAGAGAGCGAAGCCUCAACUAUCACAAGCUCAACCUGUACGAACAACAAAAGUAUCGAAAGAGACCGAUUUUCAGCACAUCCUGGCUUCGAUACGGAGUAAAUUGGAUGAAACACUGAAGAAAUCCAAGCAGAAAACUGGUCAGUCUCGCGACAUUAGAACGGAAUUUGAUCAUUAUGACGUGGACGGUAGCAAUAGUCUGGAUCAUCAGGAGUUUGGAGCGCUAUUGGUCGGACUCGGUGUAAAGCUUAAAGCAGCUGAACUUCGCGCAAUAUUGCAGGAAAUCGACCCUGACGAGGAAGAGAGGAUUGAUUUCCAGACAAUUGUGAAGUUACUAAACGUUCCUGAAAGUAAACCGACAAACAGUAAACGUUUGAAGAAGGAGAAGCAGGAACAAAAUAGAUUAGAGGAUGAAGUUCUCGCGAUAUUUAGAAAAUAUGACCGCGACGGCAGCGGAGAACUGGGGUACGAACAAUUUCGGCUCUUAAUGCAUGAAUACGGGGUAAAAGAUGAUAGCGAGAUUGAUGCUAUGAUCGAUGAAAUCGACGUAGAUGGCCGCGGCUCCAUCAGCUAUAGUGAAUUUGCACGAGCGUAUUCUCGUCGGAUAAAGCGUUCUUUGAAAGUGGAUAACGAUAUUUUCGCUACGUUUGAUAAAUAUGACCGCGAUGGAAUUGGCCAACUCGACUACACGGUCUUUCGUCGGCUAAUGUACGAGUAUGGCGUGAAAGAUAAUGCUGAAAUUGACGCACUAAUUGAUGAGAUCGAUGAAGACGGAAGUGGGUCUAUCAGUUCCCAAGGAUUUAAGCGUGCAUUUGAUAACCAAAGGAUAAAACCCUCUCUGAAAGCAGACAGUGAAGUUCUAAGCACUUUCAAGAAGUGUGACGAUGAUGGCACAGAAGGGGAAGAACACGAAUUUUCACGUAAGGCGAGGCUAAAGAACAGUGAACAAAUGAAUGCGUUGGUUGGCAAAAUCGACAGAAAUGACCGUAGGAUAAAACCUGCACUGGCAAAUUCUCUACAGCGCCUAGACCAGGCAUCUGACGCUAAAAACAGCGAUGAGAUACGAUCAGAAAAGACUGCAAAGAAAGCUUCUCAAGAGGAGAAUGAUCGAAGUGCCAGGUCGCGAUUAGUUGCGCUGCAGGAACAAGAAUUGCAGUUUAUGGAGCGAGUACUUCGACGGCAUAAUUCUAUCGAGAACGCUUUCCGGGAAUUUGAUCACGACGGUAGAAACGAAAUGGACUUUGAACAAUUUCGAGAUUUCAUGGGCCAGUACGGGAUUACAGAUGAGGCUAAUAUUUCCAUGCUACUCAAACGGUUGGACGCCGACAAUUCCGGAACGAUUGAUAUCCACGAAUUCUUAUCAGUAUUUAAUGCCCAACGUCUCGCUCGUCAUAAAGGAGGCGCUGCGAAAAGUUUUGCUCGGGAUAAUAAACGCCAGAGUACAGUUGCAACUUCGGGAAUCGCAGAGGAGAGCUUGGUGACGCAACCUCCAGUACAUAUAGGUACUAAAGGUGUUGAACAUGGCGAUAAACAUCAACAUGCAGGUUCAAUUCGUGGAGAUCAAGGCGCUAUAAGGCGAAAUGUAAAAGCCGAAAUUACUAGAGAUCCAACACGUAUAUCGGAUGCAAAAAGCACAAAUAAAACGGGUAGUGCUGCUCGAUUAAGAGAGCUUGAAGAGAAGUGGAUUCGUGGGGCCCUGGCUGGCCAUGAAUUCUUGCGGUCAGCUUUUGCUAGUGUGGACCGCAACCAGGACGGUGAAAUUACUCGUGACGAGUUCCGCAAACUCAUGAAUCAAUAUGGAAUUCGAGAUGAAGGAGACAUUGCCUCAUUGAUGAAGAAACUGGACGUCGACGGGAAUGGAUGCAUCGGAUAUGAAGAAUUCGAAAGCGUUUUCCACGAGACUCGAGUGGGUAAAGUUCCAGCACCUCGACGAAAUUCGGCGGCCAAACCAGUCGCUGUAGUUGAGUCGAAGAAUGCUCGAGGUGCGCGCAUGCGAGACCUUCAGAUUAAGUGGAUGAAGCGCGUAUUGAGUUGUCACGAUUCAAUUGAGUCAGCGUUUUACCAGUACGACGGUGAUGGCAAUGGCGAGUUGGAUCACGAUGAGUUCCGUCACUUUAUGAAGAGAUACGGCAUUGUGAAGAAUGACGAUAUCGAUACGCUGAUUAAACGUCUUGAUACGGACGGAUCGGGGACGAUCUCGUUUGAGGAAUUCUCUGUAAUCUUCAAUCCGCUGAGGAUAAACCCUGGCUCUACCGCUGAAGGAAUCAGUGCGAUGGCAGCCGCUGCUGCUGAGGAAAUCUUCGACCCGGAGGAGCUGGAAUCCAUUUUGGAGAUCGAACGCGAGCUGGCUCAGCGUAUGGCACAUCAAACUCGUGACUUGCGCUUAGCAUUCCGCAAAUUUGACACCAACGGCAACGGUCUGCUAGAAUACAAAGAGUUCCGCAGUGUAUUGAAGUCGUAUCGGCUUCCAGAAAUGGAGAUCCGCAAAGUCAUUCGCCACCUGGAUCGUGACGUAUCUGGGUUCAUCGACUACAAGGAAUUUAUCGCUGGAUUUGGUUCCCUCAAAGAAAGCGGCGUAGCUGCGCCGGUACCUCAGAAGAAAGUUGAGAAGCGUGCGUCACCUGAAAAGGGAAAAGCGAAGCCAAAGACUCACGUUCGUCGCUCACCAGCCAAGCCACAGCGUUCUAAGACGCCAUUACCAGAAAAUCUAAAGAAGACGAUGCUUGAGCGGAUACUCGCGAUUCAUGGAACUGUACAAGGUGCUUUCCGCGAGUAUGACCUUGAUAAAGAAGGCAGUCUCAACGAGGCUCAGUUCGUGAAAUUGGUGCUGGAUUGUGAAUUUUCGAGAGACGAAGCAGCUCUUCUCCUCGAUAUUUUCGAUCAAGAUCAAUCAGGAACAGUAGAAUACCAGGAAUUCUUAGCCCAACUCGUCGUAAAGGGGACACAACAGAGCCAAAUAAGCUUGAAGUCAAGUACAAGUCCAGCAUUGUAAGAUAGACGACGUUCCACGCAAAGUGUCCUAGAUAAGAUUUUAUUUUGGAUUUUUUAAUUACACUUCAACUUGGGACGGCUCAAUUCGGACACAGAAGAUCCAAUCAUUCUGAAAGGUUGCAUUGAAAUAUAACCAGCAAAAG
Phytophthora nicotianae INRA-310 is the source of this 3919-nucleotide messenger RNA. RefSeq lists its product as hypothetical. Gene Ontology annotation, molecular function: calcium ion binding. Lineage: Eukaryota; Oomycota; Peronosporomycetes; Peronosporales; Peronosporaceae. The coding region runs from base 1 to 3777 and encodes 1258 amino acids. The record is from RefSeq and is a predicted model, not a curated record. The transcript has a single exon.